AUGAGAAAGUACGGCCUCGCCGCGGAUAACGUCGUCGACGCGAGAAUAGCCGACGCCAGCGGCAGAAUACUCGACAGAAAGUCAAUGGGCGAGGAUCUGUUCUGGGUCAUCAGGGGCGGCGGCGGCGCCAACUUCGGCGUAAUAACUGCUUGGAAUGUACAAUUGGUGGAUGUUCCAACAACUAUCACUGUCUUCAGAGUGGACAGAGCGCUGAAACAGAACGCAACUCAACUCAUCCACCGCUGGCAAUACAUAGCUCCUAAUAUCCACAAAGACAUGUUCCUCGGAAUCACGAUAAGCAGAAACUCAACCAACAUCGCUUACUUCAAAGGAAAGCCGGAUUACGUGGAGAAUCCGAUCUCCGAGAAGGAAUUUGAAGGAAUCUGGCAAUAUUUCUACGAGGCCGAGGGGGCCUCGGCCUUCGUGUUGAUGGCACCUUAUGGGGGGAGAAUGGCGGAGAUUCCAGACUCCGCCAUUCCUUACCCCCAUAGAGGUGGGAAUUUAUACACAUUUGGAAGUUUAGUGGUGUGGCUUGAAAAGAAAGAUUCCGAAAGGUAUGUCGGUUGGAUUCGGAGUCUGUUCGACUACAUGACUCCUUAUGCCUCAAAGAAUCCGAGGGGGCGUAUGUCAACUACAGAGAUCUUGAUAUCGGAGUGA
Salvia splendens (bonfire salvia) is the source of this 657-nucleotide messenger RNA. RefSeq names its product berberine bridge enzyme-like 13. The coding region runs from base 1 to 657 and encodes 218 amino acids. The transcript is spliced from 2 exons. The record is from RefSeq and is a predicted model, not a curated record. Lineage: Eukaryota; Viridiplantae; Streptophyta; Magnoliopsida; Lamiales; Lamiaceae. Gene Ontology annotation, molecular function: flavin adenine dinucleotide binding.